GCCUCAAAAUCUUGAUGUGGGAGGUCGAGAGCCCAGAGAACCCAAAAGAAAAGGGUUAGAUGGCGUCGUGCGGCGGCGACGGCGGCGGGUGCCAGUCCCACUGCCGGAGGCCGGAAGAAGACGACGGCUCGGCGGAGGGGGCCCGAGAGAGGCUCGACGGCCUCCACGUCACAGACGAGCACUCCUCCACCGCCGGAACCGGGGGCGGGGCCCGGUGCUCCAAGUGCGGAGAGGAGGGGCGUUACUACAAUGGGCUGUGCGCGGCCUGCUUCCGGAUCUCUGUCUAUAACAAGUUCAAGCUGGCUGUCACCUCCAACGCCAUGAUUUCCCCCACCGAUAACGUCCUCGUCGCCUUCUCCGGCGGCGCCGCCUCCAGAGUAGCCCUACAAUUUGUUCAUGAGAUGCAAGGCAAAUCAUUGAAGAGCUGGGAUGCAAGUAAAUCUCAAGCUCUACCAGUUUUUGGUGUUGGGGUUGCCUUUAUCGAUGAAAGCAUUUUUUCUCUCAACCUAUCAGAUGAGACAGAAAAAGCAAUUGAAGAGCUUAGAUCAGCUGUGUCAAAUUUAACUCCUCCGCAUAAAGAGUUGCAUAUUAUACCCAUUCAAAACAUCUGUUCUCUGAGUUCUGAGAAUGGGAGGAGCAGACUGAAUGAAUUACUAGAAAUGAUUAGUGAUGCCACCGGAAAAGAUGAUUUUCUGCAUUACUUACGGAUGCUUUCCUUACAAAAGAUUGCUUUGGACAAAGGGUAUAGCAAAAUAUUGUUAGGAUCGUGUACAUCAACAAUAGCACGCCAUAUAUUAUCCGCAACUGCGAAGGGUCAAGGUUAUUCUUUACCGGCUGAUGUGCAGUACGUUGAUGCGAGGCUGGAAGUCCCAGUGGUUCUUCCUCUUCGCGAUUGUCUUGCACAAGAGCUCAGCAUGCUCUGUCAUCUUGAUGGUUUCAAGACACAGCAGCUUCUUGAGAGGCCUUGUACUGGCAUCAACAGUUUGGUUUCAUCAUUUGUUGCACGUUUACAGGAAGAAAACCCUUCUCGAGAGCGCACUAUAGUAAGAACAGCAGAAAAGCUCAGGCCCUUUGGUUUUAAUAAAUUCAUUGAAAAUGGUUAUCAUGAUUUCCUGCCAUCCCGAUUGCGUUGCAAGUUUCAGAAUGUCAAAAAUGGUGAAUCUUCUCUCUCUGAUGUUCUUUGUCCAAUAUGUGGAAGCCCACUUAAUGAGUCAGAACUCCAAUGUUUGGAAAGCAUUCAGAGCAAGGCUGAAAAAAAGGUCGAAAUUUUUGCUGGCCAUUGUUGCACAAGCUGUUCUUUUCAGAUAUUGCCAAAAGGAAAAGCCUCUCUCGAGCAUUUCUAUUCAGUUCUACCACAAUUGAUGACAGAGAGAAUGAAGGAUAGUUUGUGUUUUGACCGAAGCCAGCUAAGGGAUCAAAUAGAGGAUUGCCUGCUUGCGGAUGAUGAUGAUGAUGAUGGAACCUGAACUUCAUUUACUUGAUCGAGGUGGAAGAAACUGAUCAGAUUAUGUGGUUGUUUGCUGCAUCUCUGAAUCAUGUUGCAAUCUCAGCUGCUCGGUGCAAGCUGGAUUCUUAUUAUCGGUUGGAUCAACAAGUCUUCAGCUAUCUAUAGCGGCCAUGGGUGCUGGUAGCCUGGUACUGUGACCAUAUGAACACAUAAUUGCUGCCUUUCCAGCAAUGCUGUGGGGUGCGUUAUUGAGUUUUGAAACAUUCUAGCAGGAAUUGCUUGUCACAAAUUUGAGAUAUAUGAGAAUCUAAUAUUUUGUUGCAUAAGCUUUGAAAUUAU
Elaeis guineensis (African oil palm) is the source of this 1786-nucleotide messenger RNA. RefSeq names its product cytoplasmic tRNA 2-thiolation protein 2. NCBI's taxonomy places the organism in Eukaryota, Viridiplantae, Streptophyta, Magnoliopsida, Arecales, Arecaceae. Gene Ontology annotation, cellular component: cytosol. Gene Ontology annotation, biological process: tRNA wobble position uridine thiolation. Gene Ontology annotation, molecular function: sulfurtransferase activity; tRNA binding. The record is from RefSeq and is a predicted model, not a curated record.